UUCCUGGCGGCUGCCUUUUAGACUUUUCUAGUUUUUCCUUGUUUUCCUUUCCUUUGUAUUUUUUUUUUUCUGUUGCUCAGCUAAGUAGGCCUUGGCUGAAGCGUCUGACAGUGACAAUUGUAGAAGACAGAUAUCUUUCGAAGGUAAAACGCAGCCAACAAAUUUUUCGUUCUCGUCGAGUCGACUUGUUGUUUUCGGUGAUUUUGUUCUCAAAAACGUUUACGAAUCGGACUUUUCACGUAAAGCGCGUAGUAUUCGAUCGCCCUGACCAGCGGAAUAUAUAUAACGGGAACAAGAGAACCGAACGCCGCGAACUCAGCUGAUUGAAUGAAAGCAGCGACGCCACUUGGAGCAGCACUCACCAGCAGCAGAGCAGCCCCACCAGAGAGCGAGGGCCAAAGAGCUCCAAAGCAACGGAAUAGUGGGAGACUUAGGCAGAGGCCAAGCAACAAGCAGCCAGAGAGAGAGAGCGAGAGAUAGAGCCAAAGAGAGUCGUCGUCUAGCAGACUUCCAAAAUGGGUGGAGGAAAUGCGGAAAAUGGCAAGAAAAUCUUCGUUCAGAAGUGCGCCCAGUGUCACACCUGUGAGGUGGGUGGCAAGCACAAGGUGGGUCAUCUCGGCGGAGUUUUGGGUCGCAAAAGCGGUACAGCUGGCUACAGUUACACAGAGGCCAAUAUGAAGAGGGGCGUCACCUGGACGGAAAGCACUCUAGACGAAUAUCUCAAGGAUCCCAAGAAGUACAUUCCCGGUACAAAGAUGGUCUUCGCUGGGAUCAAAAAGGCCGAGGAACGUGCCGAUUUGAUUGCAUUCCUCAAGACAAACAAAUAGAAGUGGAUAGAGUAACAACAAGAUCGACAUUCAAUAAUUUUAGAAACCCGGAUUUAACUUAAAUUUCAAUCGAGAACUUCUCAGGUUCCUACCAAGUGAACAAUUUAAGAUAAUAAAUAAUGUUGGCGGCCUUUAAAUAGUUAAUACAAAAAAAAAA
Molecule: messenger RNA, 984 nt
Organism: Drosophila serrata
Lineage: Eukaryota; Metazoa; Arthropoda; Insecta; Diptera; Drosophilidae
Gene: Cyt-c-d
Product: Cytochrome c distal
Molecular function (GO): heme binding; electron transfer activity
Source: RefSeq, a predicted model, not a curated record